This is a messenger RNA of Staurois parvus, 428 nucleotides long. Lineage: Eukaryota; Metazoa; Chordata; Amphibia; Anura; Ranidae. The record is from the annotation of a GenBank genome assembly.
UCAGCUGUGUCCAAUCACAGCUAAUCACAUGGCACUGAUGAUCAGUGUGCCCUGAUGAUCAGUAUAGCCUCAGCAGUGCCACCUGUCAGUGUCCAUCAGUGCCUUGUGUCAGUGCUCAUCAGUGCCAUGUGCCAGUGCCCAUCAGUGCCACAUAAAUGCCACAUAUCAGUGCCUACCAGUGCACAUCAAUGCCACAUAUCAGUGCCCAUCUGAGCUGCCUUUCAGUGUCACCCAUCAGUGCCAGUCAGUGCCACCUAUCAAUGCCAAUCAGUGCCACCUAUCAGUGCCAGUCAGUGCCGCCUAUCAGUGCCGCCUAUCAGUGGGCAGCAGUGCCGCUUAUCAGUGCCAGUCAGUGCCGCCUAACAGUGCCAGUCAGUGCUGCAUAUCAGUGCCGCCGAUCAGUGCAAUAUAUCAGUGCUGCCUUUCAG